Molecule: messenger RNA, 180 nt
Organism: Dracunculus medinensis (Guinea worm)
Lineage: Eukaryota; Metazoa; Nematoda; Chromadorea; Rhabditida; Dracunculidae
Source: the annotation of a GenBank genome assembly
AAAAUGGUUGAAAUGCAACAGAUUAUCGAACUUAUUCUUGCAAUAUUCCUUCCACCGUUAGCGAUAUUCAUUCAUGGUGGCGAUUGUAAUAUUCAUGUGAUCGUAAAUAUCAUUCUCUGUUUUUUCUUUUGGUUGCCGGCCGUGCUUCAUGCACUUUGGUAUUGCUUCUUCCGAGCCUAA